AUAUAGUGAAUGCAGGGUCUGGGAAGAGCAGAUAUAGUGAAUGCAGGGUCCGGGGAGAGCAGAUAUAGUGAAUGCAGGGUCCAGGGAGACUGGAUAUAGUGAAUGCAAAGUCCGGGGAGAGCAGAUUUAGUGAAUGCAGGGGUCCAGGGAGAGCGGAUAUAGUGAAUGCGGGGUCCGGGGAGAGCAGAUAUAGUGAAUGCAGGGUCCGGGGAGACCAGAUAUAGUGAAUGCAGGGUCCGAGGAGACCAGAUAUAGUGAAUGCGGGGUCCGAGGAGACCAGAUAUAGUGAAUGCAGGGUCCGGGGAGA
Messenger RNA from Staurois parvus, 307 nucleotides. NCBI's taxonomy places the organism in Eukaryota, Metazoa, Chordata, Amphibia, Anura, Ranidae. The record is from the annotation of a GenBank genome assembly.